AUGAAACACCUCACCGUGAGCCAACAAAGGGACGAAGAACAGCAGCAUCCUGCGAUCAAGUGUCGCCCUGCAGCGCAUCAGCCACCUGAGGAGCCGGCGCCCCCUAGAGGCCUGGUGCGGACGGAGAGUCCCAACUUCCUGUGCACCUCCCUGCCGCCGCACUGGCGCUGCAACAAGACGCUGCCGAGGCCCUUCCUGGUGCUGGCGCGCAGCGGCGACGUGCCCGACGGCGUGGUCGUCAUGGUGAUGGCUGGAAACGACGACAACAGCAGCGCAGAGCUGCGGAACGCCACCGCGACCAUGAAGAACGGAGUGGCGCAUUUCAACGACCUCCGUUUCAUCGGCCGCAGCGGCAGAGGGAAGAGCUUCACUCUGUCCAUCAACGUGAUGACCUCGCCGCCGCAGGUGGCCACGCUCAGGAGAGCCAUCAAGGUCACGGUGGACGGGCCGCGGCUGCCCAGACGCCAGCGGCAGAAGGAGACCAAGGCCGGGCUCCUGAGGGCCAGCAGCAGCAGCAGCAGCAGCAGCUCGUGCAGGACCUUCUCCUCCUGCCUGUGGGCCAACGAGCCCCCUUUCCUCGGCCAGGUGAGCUUCACUGCCAGCUCCAGAGUGCACCCCCUCCCCGCGCCCUCCUACUUCCCCAGCCCUGCCCCCCCUCUGGGCCCCGGCGGGGGCCUCCAGCAUGGAGCCUUCUGCUGUGGCGUGAACCAGAGCAUGGAGGACCGCGGCCUGUUGGCGGCACUCAACAGCUACAUGGACCAGAACUGCUUCUCAGUCCGGGACGAGCCCGUGUGGAGACCCUACUGAUGCAGAUCCAGACGAGGAGGCCGACCACAGAGCACAGUCUGACACUGAGUGACAGAAUUACUGUUGAGAAUUCCUCUGGCUGCAGCGCUGUUUCCGUAGGUUACGUAAGUUCUGUUGAGAAUAGCAAUACUUUACGCAUACUUUUCCGCAUGUUCAUUUUCCACUCAUCGCACGUUCUGGAAGUCACUGACGAUGUAAGUUUCAGUUCUCUUAUAUAUUGUAAAUAGUCAUUGCGAACGGUCAUGAUAAUGAGAGCGGAGCUGGCCAGGUUUACUUU
Molecule: messenger RNA, 1084 nt
Organism: Synchiropus splendidus (mandarinfish)
Lineage: Eukaryota; Metazoa; Chordata; Actinopteri; Syngnathiformes; Callionymidae
Product: runt-related transcription factor 1-like
Exons: 6
Coding region: 1-807 (268 amino acids)
Biological process (GO): regulation of transcription by RNA polymerase II; neuron differentiation; regulation of cell differentiation
Cellular component (GO): nucleus
Molecular function (GO): ATP binding; RNA polymerase II cis-regulatory region sequence-specific DNA binding; DNA-binding transcription factor activity, RNA polymerase II-specific
Source: RefSeq, a predicted model, not a curated record